AUGUGGGAUUUUUGGGAUGAGUACAUCUGGUUGGGAGAAAACACAUCAUGGAGUGAUAUGGCGAGUACAAAUAUUAGUUAUCCGCAAGUAACCGACCUCCGGUACACUAUAGUCUUUGGUUUCGCUUUGCUGGUAAUACGAGUACUUUUGGAGUCCCUUGUCUUCCUGCCUGUCGGCUGGAUAGGCGGUUGGAUCUCUUCUCCUCUUCUACCUCAGAUACUGUCUCAUCUUUUUGGUAAAAGUGCCACAUCAAAGUUCAUUCGGCACUGGUCCGUGAAUAUGGUCCGCGUUGGUACGCUGAUACUUUUCACUCAUGAUACUGCGGAUAUUUUGCUAGAAGCGAUGAGGAUGGCGCGCUACGCAAUGUGGCUGAAAGCGAGGGAUAUCAUAUUUUUGAUUUUCUUUGCUGUGUGGACUUUCACUCGCCUUAUCUACUACCCAUUCUGGAUUCUGCGAUCAGUGUUGUUUGAUGCCCCGGAACUGCUUCAGGUAGUGUGA
This is a messenger RNA of Cylicostephanus goldi, 498 nucleotides long. The record is from the annotation of a GenBank genome assembly. Lineage: Eukaryota; Metazoa; Nematoda; Chromadorea; Rhabditida; Strongylidae.